GCUCUAAUGAAACGCAUUUUUCGCAUUUCGAUAAUUUCACCGGAUUCCUGGGCUUUUCUUAUGUCGUAUAUUAAAUUCACCGUAAAUUAUCAACUUUAUUUAUUGUGCUAGCGCAAAAGAUUAUUAAGCAAAUUAAGUUUUGUUCAACAGCAUGGCCUGACUGAAUUGCUUCACGUUUCGGUCAGCCAUGGCAUCUGACGUCGCAUCGUUGGAGCCGUCCGCUGACGAUGAUGUCAAGAAAAACGCUGACGAACAAAUUGACAAAGCAAAGGAUGAGACGGUGCCUGAACAAACUGAGGCAACAACCGCCGAUGAUGCGGCCAAAAAUGCUGCACAAUCGGAAGCAGAAGAAAAGAAGGUUAGCGUUAUGGAGGCACAUGGGUAUCUGCUCGGCACUAUCCUUGGCACAGGCUCCUAUGCUACCGUUAAAAUGGCCUUCUCCUCGCGGCAUAAAUGUAAAGUUGCUGUGAAAAUUGUUUCCAAGAAAAAGUCGCCCACAAGCUAUGUGCACAAGUUUUUGCCAAGAGAAAUUGAUGCCGUACGCAUACUGAGGCAUCCCAACAUCAUAUGCUUCCUUCAAUCAAUCGAGACCACCAACCGAGUGUAUCUUAUCAUGGAAGUGGCCGAUGGAGGUGACGUUUUGAAGGCGAUACGGGAUUCCAAACACAUCGAGGAGCCGGACGCUGGCAGGUGGUUUGGUCAGGUUCUAGGCGCCGUCGAUUACUGCCACAAACGAGGGGUCGUUCACAGAGAUCUGAAGUGUGAAAAUCUCCUUCUUGACCGUGCCAAGAACAUCAAAAUCACCGACUUCGGGUUCGCUCGUGUGUUCGAUCCCAAGGAGGCGAUGGAGCCGAGUAGCACGUUCUGCGGCAGCUACCCGUACGCCCCGCCGGAGAUUCUGCGCGGCAUCGCCUACCACCCGCCGUCGGCCGACGUCUGGAGCAUGGGCGUCAUCCUCUUCACCAUGGUGUUCGGCCGGCUGCCGUUCGACGACCACAACCACCGCACGCUCAUCAAGCAGGUGAUGGCCGGCCCCGUGUUCCCGGCGCGGCACGCCUACCAGCUCAAGGCGUCCACCGAACUCCGAGACCUGCUGGUCAAAAUUCUGAAGCCGAUGCCAGCGCGACCCGGUCUGGACAGCAUCAGGCAGGAUACUUGGUUCGCCAAACACUGCGCCGGCUCGGUGGUGGUGAAGCAGAGCAAGGACGGCACAUCACUGAUGGAGGUGCUCAAAGAGGACGAGAGUCCCGCGGUCGAGUCGGAAGACGCCUUCUCCGAGUUCUGAUCAAAGUCAGUGUGAUGUAAAGUCGCCACUAAGUUUGGUCUAUCGGAUUUGUGUUGGAUGUGGAAUUAUGAAGACUUAUAAGUUAUAAGAAACCUUACAUAAGUUGUGAGGUGCCAGUGUCUUCUGUUGAUGACGUUAUUAUGGGUUCACGUUAAAAACUUCUUCCCAUGUCUACCACAAGAAACUUAUAAGCUCCAUACAUAGGAAAUAUAUUCAUAACAAGUUGCAUCAA
Messenger RNA from Amphibalanus amphitrite, 1517 nucleotides. Its product is annotated as testis-specific serine/threonine-protein kinase 3-like. Gene Ontology annotation, molecular function: ATP binding; tau-protein kinase activity; protein serine/threonine kinase activity. NCBI's taxonomy places the organism in Eukaryota, Metazoa, Arthropoda, Thecostraca, Balanomorpha, Balanidae. The transcript has a single exon. Gene Ontology annotation, cellular component: cytoplasm. The record is from RefSeq and is a predicted model, not a curated record. Gene Ontology annotation, biological process: protein phosphorylation; intracellular signal transduction; microtubule cytoskeleton organization. Bases 188 to 1285 code for a protein of 365 amino acids.